Thamnophis sirtalis is the source of this 957-nucleotide messenger RNA. The record is from RefSeq and is a predicted model, not a curated record. Lineage: Eukaryota; Metazoa; Chordata; Lepidosauria; Squamata; Natricidae.
AUGCCUCUUGCAGGAACCCCAGCUCCCAAAAGGAAGAGAAAACCUACUAAACUCAUUUUAGAAUUAACCCAAGAAGGGUCCAAGCUGAACCUCGGGAAGAAGAUCAGCAUUCCCAGGGAUGUGAUGUUAGAAGAACUCUCUCUCCUUACCAACAGGGGAUCCAAGAUGUUUAAACUUCGACAGCUGAGAGUAGAGAAAUUCAUAUAUGAAAACAACCCUGAUGCCUUCUCCAACAAUUCUGUGGAUCACUUCCAGAGGUUUAUCCCAUCUGAUUGCUAUAGUGGUGGGAGAAUGAUGAGUGGUGUAACUGUAGGACCAUACGGAUCCAGCAAGCUGCACUAUCCUCCCACUCCUCCUGCAAAGCCUGGGAGCAAAGGUGGUGCUGGAGGAACUGGGACUGGCCACAGCGAGGGAUCUGCCGGCAGAGGGGGAGGAGUGGACGGAGGUGGAAAUGGAAAUGAGGCUGGGGGUGGAAAAGAACAGCUACCUUUAUUGCUAGAAAUGAAAAUAGCUUUAUAUGAGCCCUAUCUGUUAUCAAGGAGUGAGACCUUUGCAGGUGAAAAUAAAAGUGGGAGUGGGAAAGGAAAGGUUUCCCUUCCUAAGACCUACAUUUCUCCAUGGGAAAGAGCCCUAGGCAUCACCCCACAAGAGAAAAGUGAAUUCAGCAUUGAUCCCUUGUCUAAUGGCACCAAAGCUGACCUCUGCCUUUAUAAAUCUUUCAAUAGAACUGCAAUGCCGUAUGGGGGAUAUGAGAAGGCAAUCAAAUUGAUGACCUUCCAAAUGCCUGAAUUUGAAGUUGGCCCUUUGCUACCUGAGCCUCUAAUUGUGUAUAAUCAAGAAGUCUCCAAUCGACCCUCCUUUAACAGGACCCCAGUACCCUGGCUGGGGUCGGGAGAACCAACUGAAUACAACAUCGAGGUGAAUGUACCACCAGCAGGUGAAACUGAAGAAUUAUAG